Saccoglossus kowalevskii is the source of this 7671-nucleotide messenger RNA. RefSeq lists its product as uncharacterized. Gene Ontology annotation, molecular function: protein binding; calcium ion binding. Gene Ontology annotation, cellular component: plasma membrane; protein-containing complex. NCBI's taxonomy places the organism in Eukaryota, Metazoa, Hemichordata, Enteropneusta, Harrimaniidae. Gene Ontology annotation, biological process: heterophilic cell-cell adhesion; establishment or maintenance of epithelial cell apical/basal polarity. The record is from RefSeq and is a predicted model, not a curated record.
CAUUAUACACCAGUCUUACGUAGUCGAGGCUGUGACGCGCAGAAGACUUAAGCCAAUCUAAGAAUCUGGCGGGUGCUAUCGAUAGGAUAUUCGCGUGAAGACUAGAUCUACGCCAUCACGUUGACUCUGUGACAACGCGAGAGGAAAGUGUUGAAACUGAGCCUCGUCAGCUCUGACACCAUGAAGCUACCAGCGAGGGUAGCGUUGCUUGCUCUCUUGUUACUACCUGCCAUACAUACAACAGUCGCGUUUGACGUUGAUUUUGGUGUUGCCAUUAACGAUGUAACAUCAUCGGUAUCAACUAUUAUAGGCGUGUAUGAUCCAACUUGUCCUGAUGGCUGGGAAUAUCAGAUACUAGGAGACAGAUGUCUUAAAAUAUACACUGAAGCUGCAUCCUGGCAUGACGCUAAUGCAGUAUGUGGAAGCCAUGGAGGAUCAUUAGUGAUGGUUCAAGGAUUCACGGCCAAUUUGGAGGUUGGAGUGAUGGCUUUCACAACACUUGGUUAUGGCAACUCUAUGUGGAUUGGAUACAAUCGUAUUGGAAAUAAUUAUUACUGGGCCAGUGGAGAUGAAGCCGAACUGCUUGAUGGUUUUUGGAGUGCAACUGGACUUGAAUAUGGUGAAGGUUGCGUAGGUAUUGACCUUGAAGUCAGCGGAUCGUGUCCUUGGUUACUGAGAAACUGUGAAAUCCAGUUACCAUACAUGUGUGAGAUGAGGCCAAUACUUGAAGAUGACUUUGUUUGCUGCAAUGGACAACAUAUACUGGGUUCAUAUGAAUGCGAUGGAAUGGAAGACUGUAAUGAUGGUACUGAUGAAAUUGACUGCCAAGACGCAGUAUAUGGUGGUUCGAUGACUGGUACAUAUGGUGAAAUCACUAGUCCAGGAUUUCCAGAUAACUAUUAUCCUAAUAAUCUUAACUGUAGAUGGCAAAUUAUUGCACCAUUCGGAAGUAGGAUAAAAAUCAGGGUAACAGAUUUGAACACUGAACUUGGAUAUGAUGUUUUGAAACUAUACGAUGGCUGUGGGUAUGAUAAUUUAGUUGAAAUGCUUUCUGGUUAUUAUGGUCCAACGUAUGAAGUGAUGUCAACGAAUAAUAUUGUCAAGAUUCAAUUCACAAGUGAUGGCAGUGGCUCCUAUGAGGGAUUUUCAUUGACAUGGGAGUCUGUUGAGGAAGAAUGUGGUGGAACAUUUGAUGCUACCACUGACCCUGUUGACCUCUUCUCACCCGGAUUUGUGCUGAAUAAUGAAUAUCCCCAUGAUGAAGAAUGUGUGUGGAUUCUCAAGGUGUACAAGGAAGACUGUGGAUCUGGUUCUAGGUCUGGAUCUAGGACUGGAAGUGGGCGACGUGGAAGUCGUGGUAGUGGUGGAGCGUCAGCCAAUGGAUGCAAAGAUGAUGACGUAAUCACUUUACAGUUUUAUGAUUUUGAAACUGAGUACAUAAAUGAUGUGGUUUAUGUUGAUGAUGGUAAAUCACCGAAUAGUAACCGCAGACUAGGUGAGAUAUCAGGAACUGACUGGGAAUACAUGCCUGGGCCAUUCAUCUCAUCAAAGAGCGAAAUGUAUAUCCGAUUUUCUUCAGAUAGUGAAGAUCAGUAUGAUGGAUUCAGCGCUAGUUACAAAUCAGGUUGCCAGGAUAUAGAAUUAGAACAGAAGUGUGGUUUUAUUACAACACCUGGUUAUAAUAUGAAAGAUUAUCCUAACCGUGUAACGUGUUCAUGGAUCAUUAUGGACACAAGUACACGUGGAAUGUCUCUAUCAUUUGACACAUUUCAGCUAGAGGAUAAGAAACAAAACGAUUAUGUCAGCGUAUAUGAUGGAGAAAAUGAUGCUAAUUAUGCGUCAAUAUUACUUGAUGAAUAUACUGGUGGUUCAAGUGGAUCUAACAUACCUGGUGAUAUGCACUCAGCGGAUGGUAACUUCUAUGUGAAAUUCUACAGUAAUAAAAACAAGAAGGCUGAAGGUUUCAAAGCCAGAUAUUCUCGAGAUUGCCGACCUUUGGAAGAUCUCAGUGAGGGUACCUUGAUUAGUACCGCUGAUGUUCAUUACCGUGUUUCUGUACGCUUCAGCUGUGCCCCAGGAUUUGAACUUGAAGAUCCAAGUUAUGAUACUGUCGUCUGUGGUUUUUGUGGACACUGGGACUACAGUCAUCAUGCUGACAUACCUCAGUGCAGACGUGUUUUAUGCGGUCAACCAGUUCCAGUUUAUCAUGCCAGUAUAGAUAGCAUUACAACACGUCUGUUUGAAGGUCUUGUUGUUUAUACGUGUGAUGAUGGUUAUCAACUUAAAGAUGGUCUCUCCGAUGCUGCUUGCCAAGAUGAUGGUUCAUGGGGACCUAUUAUUCCUACUUGUCUACCUGUUGGUUGUCCCAACCCUGACGAAGAUCUACCAGAUAACGUGCAGUACACAGUUACAACUGAUUUUGGAUUUUCAUUUGGUAGUUUAAUUGUGUACAGUUGUGUAGGUGAUUAUGUAAUCUAUGGUGCUACAGUUGCUGAGUGUGGAAUAGACGGCACUUGGUCCAUUACUCCACCACAGUGUCAAAUUCCUUACUGUAUUUACCCUGCAAUUGACACCACUGCUACUAGUUUUGACCAGGAUGAACGAUAUCAAAUUGGUGAUACUGCCACUAUAUCAUGUAAGGUCGGUUACAGGCUUCCAGAUGACCCUGUUACCAGUGCUGUUUGCCUCGGACCAUUGGAGUGGGAUGCCACAAUCACAUCUUGUAUUGAUAUCAAUGAGUGUAAUGACGGUUCUAAUGGAUGUGGUUCUGACCAGAUAUGUACUAAUUAUCCUGGUACCUACUCAUGUAGUUGUCCAGAUGGAUUCCAGAAUCCUGUAAAUGACCCUGUUGCAUGUGUGGAUAUUGAUGAAUGUUCAGAUCCAUCAUUGAACCUGUGCAACCAGCUUUGUAACAAUUUAGAAGGUACCUAUGAUUGUACGUGUUACACUGGUUACACACUUUUCACCGUGGAUGGCACCAAUGGUUUUUACAUUCCCACUGGAGAAGAUGGGUAUCAUUCUCUGGAUACUUACAUUUAUCAUAGAACAUGUGUCCCAAUCAUGUGCUCAAUGUCGCUUGAACUACAAAUAACAGUUGGCAUUGCUGUGUUUCCUGAUGUGUGUACUUGUGAGUAUGGGGACUCCUCUGUAGAGGUGGCAUAUGAUAAUACUGUGCACAUUGUGGCUACUAUGGCAUAUAUGGUGUCUGGGUCAUAUGAACUUACCUGUACAGUUGAUGGUCAAUUCGAUAACGAAUAUCCCACGAUUAUAGAUGCUGUUUGUGAUGCGCCUCCUGAUAUUGAACAUGGUACUUGGACGGCAUCUGAUGAUAGCUAUGCUUACCUCAGUACUGUACAAUAUUCUUGUGAUGUUGGUUAUGUUCGUAAUGGACCCGUUGAAACUAUCUGUAUUAGAGACACUGUGUAUUCCAAUGGUUGGAGUCAACCCAUACCAACGUGUGAACCAAUUCAGUGUAGUGUUCCAACACAUCCUACUAAUGGGUUAUGUUAUUUUGAUGGCCAUGCCUACCAGGAUAAAGUAAUCUGUCAGUGCAACCCUAGUUAUGUCAUGUAUGGAAAUGCCGAGAGACACUGUGAUCAAAAUGGUUUAUGGGAUGGAGCAACUCCUCAUUGUGAAUUGGCAUCAUGUGAUUCCCCUGGCACUCCAAUAAAUGGUAGACAGUUUAGUACUGAUGGAGGAUAUUUCUUUGGUGCUGUACUAUACUUUGUUUGUGAUCAAGAAGGAUUUGGUCCAAGUCCUGCAAGUCCUAUGGUCUGUAUUUCUGAUGGUUAUAUACCCGCGGUAAUGUGGCCUGAGCAUAUGGGUCAACGUCGUAAAAGAUCCACUCCUCGUUUCUCUCUAAAUGGUAGAUCCAAAAGGUCUGUAUUAUUGUCAGACACAGAUGCUGUUCUCAUAGCUCUUGCUGGUUGCAUUGAAGGAUCAACUGUGACCCCUGUUGAAAUCACAUUGCUUCUUCCAUCCACAUUAACAGACAGUCAUGAUGCUUAUCUUCAAGGUGAUAUAACAGCACAAGAUUUUAUAGAUCUAUUAAUGGAUCCUGCUGAGGGAAUGUACGAUUCAGAACGAACAUGUAUUGGUGACCUUGAUUUCACAACUGGAGAUACUACUGUGGAACAUGUGAUUGAUUGGGUUGCACUUGAUAUUGCUAUAAAAGACUGCUUCAAAGAUGUACUUCUAUUUGACACUUUAUAUCCUGGAAUAGAUAUUCUGGAACCAUUUGCUUCUGGCUUGUCAAAUGGAAGUGUGACAAUUCGUAGUUUAUUAGAAACAUAUUUCACAAAUGGUCUUCCUGAUUGUGUAGAUUAUAUUGAAAUAACUUAUACGGAUGAUGACGAUGAUGAGGAAGAGGAAGAGGAGGAGACAGGUCUGGUUAUUGAUUGGGUUGCACUUGAUAUUGCUAUAAAAGACUGCUUCAAAGAUGUACUUCUAUUUGACACUUUAUAUCCUGGAAUAGAUAUUCUGGAACCAUUUGCUUCUGGCUUGUCAAAUGGAAGUGUGACAAUUCGUAGUUUAUUAGAAACAUAUUUCACAAAUGGUCUUCCUGAUUGUGUAGAUUAUAUUGAAAUAACUUAUACGGAUGAUGACGAUGAUGAGGAAGAGGAAGAGGAGGAGACAGGUCUGGUUAUUGAUUGGGUUGCACUUGAUAUUGCUAUAAAAGACUGCUUCAAAGAUGUACUUCUAUUUGACACUUUAUAUCCUGGAAUAGAUAUUCUGGAACCAUUUGCUUCUGGCUUGUCAAAUGGAAGUGUGACAAUUCGUAGUUUAUUAGAAACAUAUUUCACAAAUGGUCUUCCUGAUUGUGUAGAUUAUAUUGAAAUAACUUAUACGGAUGAUGACGAUGAUGAGGAAGAGGAAGAGGAGGAGACAGGUCUGGUUAUUGAUUGGGUUGCACUUGAUAUUGCUAUAAAAGACUGCUUCAAAGAUGUACUUCUAUUUGACACUUUAUAUCCUGGAAUAGAUAUUCUGGAACCAUUUGCUUCUGGCUUGUCAAAUGGAAGUGUGACAAUUCGUAGUUUAUUAGAAACAUAUUUCACAAAUGGUCUUCCUGAUUGUGUAGAUUAUAUUGAAAUAACUUAUACGGAUGAUGACGAUGAUGAGGAAGAGGAGGAGACAGGUCUGGUUAUUGAUUGGGUGACACUUGAUUUGUCUAUCAGAAACUGUCUUGGUUAUCUGGAUGGAUUUUCUCAUAACUAUCAUGGGCGAGACACUCUGGUACAAUAUGCAGAUGUCUUAACUGAUGGCAGUGAGACAGUUGCGAGUAUAUUAGAAACAUAUUAUAAUUUUGACAUUAGCCUUCCUAGAUGUGUGUAUGAAAUUCAAGUAACCUACAUCAUGGCAGAUAGCAUUACAUUGGAUUUAGUCAUUGACUUUACAGCUCUUGAUGUCUCAAUUAGAGGUUGUUUCAGUGAUGAUUUUCUACUUUCGUUUUCUGCCUUCUACUCGGGGCCUGAUGAUCUGAGGCCUUAUAGGGAUGUAUUGACAGGUGGCAGUCAGGCCAUCGUUACUAUAUUAUCAGCGUGGGGUAUUGACAUUUCUGAUAACCAGUGUGUUAGAGAUAUAACAGUAAAAUAUACAUAUGAGAUCAGUUGUUUUGAUGAUGGUGUACCAAGCUGGUUGGCAUUCUACCUCACUGCGGGACACAGCUUCAAUGGUUUGUUAUCCUCAAUAGACAAAGAUGUUGAGCCCCCUAAAUUGACGUGUCCAGAUACGCUGGUGAUUGAAACAAGUGAAGAAUAUUUUGAGGUGGUUUUUGCAGAUUAUAAUUUGACUGUUGAUGCUACUGAUAAUGUUGGCGUUGUUGAUAUUGUAUUUUCAUCUGGAGAUAAUAUUACAGUAUUAACGUUCACUUAUGCAACGGUCUUGGUUCGUGGCUAUGACGCUGCUGGUAAUGUCGGAGAAUGUGCCUUUGAUAUCUAUGUCAUUUUGAAAGGAUGUCCUGAAUGGUCCUUGCUAAUUGAUGAAGGAGGCAUUAAGAGUUGUCAGUCAUAUGUUGGUCUGACUUGUAAUGUAGCAUCUCCUGAUGGAUAUGACUUCACACAGCCACUACCCCCGCUAUACUAUGCUUGUUCAACUGAAUUAGGUUGGGUACCAAACAAUAGAGUACCCGGAAUCUCACAGAAUGAAGUGCCAGACUGUUCUUUGAUUGUGAAAGCUAACUACACAGCUGAAUGCCAAAUGUAUGGAGACUGCUUUGAUGUAUAUGAAGAUAUGAUUGAAGAUAAAAUGAAUGAACUUGCACCACUUCUAUUGAAUGAUUGUAGUGAUGAAUUGAACGCCAAUGCCGAAAUACGAUAUCGAGUUAUGAUAAGGCCAAUAGGAGUGGAUAUUGAUCAUGGAAGUAGCAGCUCUGGAAGUAGCAGCUCUAAAAGUAGCAGUCAUUCUCGUGGAAGUAGCUCUGCAAGUGGUCAUAGGAAAAAAAAAAGUGGAUCAGGCAGUGAAUCAGGAAACCCUGGUAACAGUGGUAAUAAUGGGUGUAACGGUGUGGGUAAUCCUCACUGUGAAGACUCUGGGAGUAGUAGCACGUCUCGAGAGAGUGGUGGAAGAAGUGGCUCUCGUUGUGCAAGAAGGAAUAGUGGUAGUCGAAGUAGCAGUGAAAGUGGCAGUCCAAGUCGCAGCAAUAGCGGAGAGGAAUGCGACAGCAGUAUGUUAGAUCUUUGUGGGUGUCGUUCUGGUUCCUCAUCAACUUCUGGAAGUGCUGACUGUGAUGAUUGGUGCCUAUAUCUAUAUGAAUGUGAUUGUGCAAGUGGUGGGAGGAGUAGGAAAAAGUCCUCAUCGAGAGGGUCAACUGAAAGUGAUGAUGAUGACUGUGAUAACUGGUGUUUUCAGCAAAUUGAUCAAAAUGUUUGUUUGAGUGACAGCGGCAGUCAAAGUCGGAGGAGUGGCAGCGGCAGUCAAAGUCGCAGUCCAAGUCGCAGCAAUAGCCGAGAGGAAUGCGACAGCAGUAUGUUAGAUCUUUGUGGGUGUCGUUCUGGUUCUUCAUCAACUUCUGGAAGUGCUGACUGUGAUGAUUGGUGCCUAUAUCUAUAUGAAUGUGAUUGUGCAAGUGGUGGGAGGAGUAGGAAAAAGUCCUCAUCGAGAGGGUCAACUGAAAGUGAUGAUGAUGACUGUGAUAACUGGUGUUUUCAGCAAAUUGAUCAAAAUGUUUGUUUGAGUGACAGCGGUAGUCAAAGUCGGAGGAGUGGCAGCGGCAGUCAAAGUCGCAGUCCAAGUCGCAGCAAUAGCCGAGAGGAAUGCGACAGCAGUAUGUUAGAUCUUUGUGGGUGUCGUUCUGGUUCUUCAUCAACUUCUGGAAGUGCUGACUGUGAUGAUUGGUGCCUAUAUCUAUAUGAAUGUGAUUGUGCAAGUGGUGGGAGAAGUAGGAAAAAGUCAUCAUCCAGAGGGUCAACUGAAAGUGAUGAUGAUGACUGUGAUAACUGGUGUUUUCAGCAAAUUGAUCAAAAUGUUUGUUUGAGUGACAGCGGUAGUCAAAGUCGGAGAAGUGGCAGCGGCAGUAGCAACACAAAUUCCAACUCUCGAAGUAAUUCUAACAGCUGUAGUUGUGGUAGUGGAAAUGGAAGAAGAAGAUCUAGUACUGCUAGUGAUGAAGAAUGUGUAUGCAGUGAGUCAGAGAGUCAAGAGAGUCAAGAAGAAGUACCAAUCACUGUAGGUUAA